Hibiscus syriacus is the source of this 680-nucleotide messenger RNA. RefSeq lists its product as uncharacterized. The record is from RefSeq and is a predicted model, not a curated record. NCBI's taxonomy places the organism in Eukaryota, Viridiplantae, Streptophyta, Magnoliopsida, Malvales, Malvaceae. Bases 170 to 577 code for a protein of 135 amino acids. The transcript is spliced from 3 exons. Gene Ontology annotation, cellular component: chloroplast envelope.
CUGAAAGCCAACACAAUGCUCCUUCUCCAUUCCCAAAUCCUUCCCAUUUAACGAAAUCCCAUCCCCAUUUCCCACUUUGAUUCAGUCAUACAGUGAAACCCCAAAAUUCGGAGCUCCAUUGUUGUUAUACAAAUAUAAGGUCAAAACCCCCACCAAAACAAAUCGAGAAAUGUUACCCUCUCUCGUUCAAAGCAGCUUCCUUUCACCUUCAACAACCUUCUCCAAAAUCCACUCCAACUUAAACCCCCUAAAGCCCUCCCUUUUACUCCCCAAAGACCUUUUCCCCAUCUUCUCUAUCGUACCUUCCCACAGAACAUCACCGCUCUGUCUCUCGCCCGGGUAUGCUACUUCCAUUCGUGCUUCCAUGCUUGAGGCUCCCGUCCUCUGGGCCGGUCGCCUUUGCAUUUACUACGCUCUUUUGAAGUCUGGGUUAGCUGGAUCUCAGGCUAACCCACUUAUCUCAGGGAUGGAGGGUGGUGAAACUGUUGGGGAGAGUGCUGAUUUGGGUUUCUCUAAGUGGUUGGAGAAUAUACGAGGGAGACCAGACAAGGAGCAGCUGAUAAAAGAAAGUUGGUGAGCAAAUGGCAUCCAACCACAAAAGGGACACUUAAAAGAAACUACAGGGUCCCUUCCAAAUCUGAAGGCCGACGACUACUUAAAGCAGUUGCAUCCCUUCUCUC